This is a messenger RNA of Trichoderma reesei QM6a, 2202 nucleotides long. RefSeq lists its product as uncharacterized. The record is from RefSeq and is a predicted model, not a curated record. The annotation marks the transcript as partial. NCBI's taxonomy places the organism in Eukaryota, Fungi, Ascomycota, Sordariomycetes, Hypocreales, Hypocreaceae. Gene Ontology annotation, molecular function: ATP binding; nucleic acid binding; RNA helicase activity. The transcript has 3 exons. Gene Ontology annotation, cellular component: nucleolus.
GCGGUCACGAAAUCGAAAUCGAAUUCGAAACCGAAAACGAACCCCAAAUCGCAGGCGAAGGCGACGCGGAAGCUGGUGGACGCUGCUUCUCUCGCUUGGCAGUCGGUCGGAGAGGAGUUUGGCGGGCUCGAGGUGAUUGAGGGCGUCGACGUGGUGAGAAAUGGUGGGACUGUGCAGUUUUUACACGAGAAACCAUCGACAGACGCACAAGAUGCCGUCGGCGAACCUUUUGAAGGGUUUGGCGACAGCGCUGUGGAAGGCGAGGAUGUCGAUUCCGGCGAAGCUGGCGCUGCUCAAGGUGGCGUGGAAAGCGAGGGCGGCGAAGAGAAAGCUGCAGGAAAAGACAGCGCCAGCGGCGAGAAGAAGCACAAGAAGCAGAAGCAAAAGAAGCAGCUGGAAACGGCCGACAAAGAGCUACAGAAGCCCGCUCCACGCAAGCAGCAACAGCAGGGCAACACGUUCGACGCCCUCAUGGCCGUGGACGACGCCGCAGAAGAAGCAGACAUGGCUGCCUGGGUGGAGCUGAAUCUGUCGACGCGCGUCGUGUCUGCGAUUGCGAAGCUGGGGUUCUCGAAGCCGACGCUGAUCCAGCAGAAGACGAUACCCGAGAUCCUGGCGGGCGAGGACGUCAUUGGCAAGGCGCAGACGGGUUCCGGAAAGACGCUGGCCUUUGGUAUACCGAUCGUGGAGAAGUGGCUGGAGCUGUACGUCGACAAGGCGAACGCCAAGCGCGAGGGCCCGACGGCGGUCGUUCUCAGCCCGACGCGAGAGCUGGCGAAGCAGCUGUCGGACCACAUCAAGGCGCUCUGCGAUGGACUGCCGACGGCGCCCUACGUCUGCACUGUGACUGGUGGCUUGAGCAUUCAGAAGCAGCAGCGGCAGCUGGAGAAGGCCGACAUUGUCAUUGCGACGCCCGGUCGUUUGUGGGAGGUGCUGGACGGCGACAUGAGCUUGCAGGAUUCCUUCACCAAGAUCAAAUUCUUGGUCGUCGACGAGGCAGACAGGCUGUUCAAGGCAGGGCAAUUCAAGGAGGCGGAAGAUAUCAUUGGAGCUCUGGACCGACGGGACCCCGAGGCUGACGAGGACGACGAGGGCGACGAUCUUCCUCCGCGACAGACGCUCGUUUUCUCGGCCACGUUCGAUAAGAAUCUGCAGUCGAAGCUGGCGGGCAGAGGCAAGGGGCCCAAGGCAGCGGCGGGGAGUGACGAGGAGAAGAUGGAGUACUUGAUGAAGUGUCUCAAGUUCAGGGGCGAGCCCAAGUACAUUGACGUCAAUCCGGUGUCCCAGAUGGCCGAGGGCCUGAAGGAGGGCUUGAUUGAGUGUGGUGCCAUGGAAAAGGAUCUCUACCUCUACACCGUCCUAGUCCUCAACCCCGGCCGUCGCACUCUCGUGUUCACAAACUCCAUCUCCGCCGUCCGCCGCCUCACCCCCCUCCUGCAGAACCUCGGUCUCUCCGCCCUCCCUCUACACUCUCAGAUGAUUCAAAAAGCUCGUCUACGAUCUAUUGAGCGCUUCGCUGCUGCCAAGAACUCCAUCCUUGUCGCAACCGACGUGGCUGCCCGUGGUUUGGAUAUCAAGGAAGUCGACCAGGUGCUGCAUUACCAUGUGCCGCGCUCGGCAGAUACAUAUAUUCACCGAUCCGGUCGAACUGCUCGUGGCGAUCGCUCGGGUGUGAGCGUCAUUCUGUGCUCUCCAGACGAGGUAUUGCCUACGCGCCGUCUGGCGAGCAAAGUACACUCCGAGAGAGAGGGUGGUGGUGGUGGCGUCAAGCGUGAGCACUUCAUUGAGACGCUCUCCAUCGAUCGCAAGAUUGCAUCUCGGCUCAAGACUCGCGUCGAUCUGGCCAAGCGCAUCGCUGAUGCUGUCUUGGCAAAGGAAAAGGGCCACAGCGAAGACACUUGGCUGCGCAACGCCGCCGAGGAGCUCGGAGUCGAGUACGACUCUGAAGAAUUCGACGGCACUGCACCGGGCAACUGGGGCGGUCGGGGGGGUGGCCGCAAAAAGAAGGAGAAGGAGGCUCGCCAGUUGAGCAAGGCCGAGAUGGGAGCGCUGCGGGCGCAGCUGCGUGAGGAGCUGAGUAAAAGGGUCAAUCUCGGUGUGAGUGAGAAGUACAUUACGGGGGGAAGGGUGGAUAUUGGCAGGUUGUUGAGGGAGAAGGAGAAGGGGUCUGUUGGCGGAUUGUUCUUGGGCGGAGAUGGGCUU